Messenger RNA from Abrus precatorius (Indian licorice), 1895 nucleotides. RefSeq lists its product as uncharacterized. Bases 330 to 1385 code for a protein of 351 amino acids. The record is from RefSeq and is a predicted model, not a curated record. The transcript has 3 exons. Lineage: Eukaryota; Viridiplantae; Streptophyta; Magnoliopsida; Fabales; Fabaceae.
GAGAAAUCUCAUUUUUGCAUUGCAGGAGGAAGCAGAAGUGGUGUGGAAUAAAGUCAAAUUCCUGUUGAAGCUUAAAAGGAAGAAAGAAACCCCAUUUUUUAUUUUCACCUAUACCAAAAUAAAAACACAUUCAUAACCAACCUUUCUUCAAUAGUUUCUAUCCAUCUUCGACAUUCCUUACCUUUCCUUUUCUUCCUCCAAGAUCACAGUUUUCUUUGACCCUUUUACUCAUUUUUAACGAUUCUCUUCUCCACCCACUUCCCCUUCAAGUCAAUUUCAUGAUUCUGGGUCUCAGAUCGUAGAUCUUGCUGUCGGAGGGUCGAUCGGAGAUGUCGCCGUCAAAUGGGUUGCAGAACGGCGGCGGCGGCGGCGGCGGUAAUGGGGUGAGUUAUAUCGAGCACCAGGUUUCAAAACUGGACACUCUUGCUGGUGUGGCAAUCAAGUAUGGCGUUGAGGUAGCGGACAUCAAAAGGAUGAAUGGGUUAGCCACAGAUCUUCAAAUGUUUGCACUGAAGACGUUGAGAAUUCCAUUACCAGGACGACAUCCACCAUCUCCCACUCCUGGUCCACUUGAUGAACCUGCCAAGUUGAGAGAUAAUAGUACUGAAAGGAGACCCCCACGCAUGGGUCAAUCUGCCAUGAAGGAGCCUCUCCAUUCCUUAAGAUUGAAACCGCCACAACAGAAUAUUUCUCCAGCUAUGAGCAUUUUACAGAAAUACUAUGGACUCAAAUCUUCGAGUUCAAGAGAUACAUUCGAAGGAACAGAAAUGGCAGUUUACACAUCUGUGAGUGCAGAUCAUUCUACAGGAGAGUGGCUUCCCAAGUCCUCAUCAAAUUUAGACCCCCCAUCAAAUGAUUACCCCAAGUCAACAAAUGUAGCAUUCGAUCUACUGACUGGAACUGAUGAAAUGCAUGAGUAUGUGCCGUUUGCAGAUAUUGGGGAUGGGGGAUCUGAGAAGUCCGAUGAGAAAUCUGUCCGCAGACGUCAGAAAGCUGAAGUUGAUAAUGGAGCCAGCACACCAGAAAAGAUUUUAAAAGAAGGAAAUGGUAGUGGAUCAAAUGGUUUUUCUUCAACUGGGAAAGCAUUAAACAUGAGGCCAAAAUCAGCUAGCCGAGCAGCACUGUUUUCGGAGUCAGAAUCAGGAUGGCUAGAUUCAAUUCCAGUGGGGUUGGGAGAAUCUAUAUUUACCGAUGGCCUUGCUGGAGUGCGCAAAUCGUCAAGUGCAUCAAGCCUCAGAGAACAGGAAAAGAAUAAUUCAGCUCCAGCCUGGCCACCUGCUAUAUGGAAUUUGAAACCAGACUUGCAAGCAGCCAUCACAAGACCUAUCUUUGAUGGUUUACCAAUCCCAAUAACUGGCCGCAGAAGCAAAGCUGCCCUUGAUUAGUGCAUAUUGAUUCUAUUUUGUGCAAAUUAUUCUUUUGACAUUACACACAUAAAUUGCAACAAGAUGCAACUAUCUUGGGUUAGUAAACCUGAGCCAAGAAGGGGGAAAAAAGAAAAAGAAAAAAAAAAUACAGAGUUAGGAUAUUUAUUCCAGGCAUAGAGUAGCCAAGGGGUUGAUGAUUUUCCAAGAAGAAAUGCUGCAGCAGUAGCAACUGAGGAAAUGGUGCAUGAAAAUGGUGGAUUGUACCAAUAAUGGUCACCCCACCUGGAUUAUAAGAGUUAUUUACAGAUUGAUAAUUUCCUUUAUAAAAUGUUUGAGUCCAGUAAGUGAAAGUCAUUUUGUUCAGUGGUUAACUGUAUCAUGUCUUUAUCAUUAAGUACAUUGUGUAAGUAUUUAUAAUUUUUUUUUCUCGAGACCCAUUAUACUGCAAUAUUCGGUUAAUUUAUGUAAACCGUGUUACACGGACACUACUAUUAUUCAAUUGGAUUAGUUCUUCUGCCCUGUGUAUUC